Molecule: messenger RNA, 1602 nt
Organism: Aspergillus clavatus NRRL 1
Lineage: Eukaryota; Fungi; Ascomycota; Eurotiomycetes; Eurotiales; Aspergillaceae
Product: putative GABA permease
Exons: 8
Coding region: 1-1602 (533 amino acids)
Biological process (GO): transmembrane transport
Cellular component (GO): membrane
Molecular function (GO): transmembrane transporter activity
Source: RefSeq, a predicted model, not a curated record
AUGGAUUCGCACGAGUUCAAGCAUCGUACCGUCUCGGCCAACGAGGAGAUCGGCUCACCGUCAGGAAGCCAGGAUCGUGAUGUCGCCGAUCUGGCACGUGUAGGGAAGAAAUCGGUUCUGAAGCGAACCUUUGGCGUCCUCUCCACUCUUGGAUUCAGCUGUACGAUCCUUGCGACAUGGGAGGGACUGUUCAAUGUCUUUCUGAUGCCCUUACAAAAUGGAGGACCCGGAGGCGUCGUUUACACUUACAUCUUCGCUUGGUCUGGGACUGCCUGUUGUUUUGUCGUUCUAUCUGAAUUGGCCUCGAUGGCCCCAACUUCCGGCGGCCAGUACCACUGGUGUGCCAUGCUUGCGCCCCCCAAAUACAUGAAGUUUCUGAGUUACAUGACUGGCUGGCUCGCCGUCAUCGGCUGGCAAGCGGCCUUUGCCUCAUCCUCGUUCAUUGCCGGCACCCAAAUCCAAGGAGCCGUGAUCCUCGCCCACAAAUACUAUCAGCCAGAGCCCUGGCAUGGUACCCUCAUCAUGUGGGCCGCGGUCUUCCUGGCGCUGGGAAUCAACCUGGUUGGAGGCAAGGUCCUCCCCCGGCUUGAAACCCUCAUCCUGGUGAUCCAUAUACUCGGCUUCUUCGGCGUCCUGAUCCCCCUCACCUAUAUGUCCGAGAAAAAGACCAGAGAGGAGGUUUUCGACACUUGGGUCAAUUCUGGCCAAUGGCCCACGCAGGGGCUGUCAUGGUUUGUCGGUAUGACCGGGUGUGUCUUUGCGUUUGCCGGCGGUGACGCGGCCGUUCAUAUGGCCGAAGAAGUGAAGGAUGCCUCGGUGGCACUUCCGCGCUCGAUUCUCCUGUCUGUUCUCCUCAACGGAACUCUCGGCUUUAGCAUGUUGAUCGCCGCGCUCUUCUGCAUGGGUGACCUGGAGGCCGCCCUGAGCACUUCGACUGGAUACCCCUACAUGCAGAUCUUCUACCAAGCGACCGACUCCAUCUCGGGAGCAUUGGGAAUGACCUCCAUCCUGUUGAUCAUCGCUGUCUGCACUGUGAUCGGCAUGCUUGCUGCCACCUCCCGGCAGUUCUGGUCCUUUUCUCGUGACCGAGCCGUGCCCGGAUGGCGUAUCUGGAGCAAGGUCUCCGCCGGCAACCAUCUCCCCACCUUUGCUAUUCUGUUGACCAUGACCGUCUGCUGCCUGCUCGGGCUCAUCAACAUUGGCUCGAGUGUGGUCCUGAACGGGGUGACCUCCAUGGCCGUGUCGGGUAUGUAUCUGUCCUACCUCAUGGUCGGAUCGCUGCUGCUCUGGCGGCGCUGCACCGGUGCCAUCUCACCGCACGAUCACAGCGAGGACGGGAUCGUCAAUGUGCCCGGCGCGAAGCUCGCCUGGGGCCCAUUCCGGGUGCCGGGCACCGUGGGAACCGCUAUCAACGCCUAUGCGAUCAUCUAUAUGAUUAUUGUGAUUUUCUUCAGCUUCUGGCCAACGCAGAUGGAGGUCGACCGCACGACGAUGAACUUCAGCGUUGUGGGCACAAUCGGAACCAUCAUCCUGGCCUUGAUAUACUAUCUGCUGCGGGCGCGGAAGGUCUACCAGGGACCGAUCAUUGAGGUCGCUCGUUAG